CCUUGCCCACCGCUGUGCCGCCGCCGCCGCCACCGCCGCCUCCGGCGAUCCCCAUCCAUCCCGCGAGCGAGCAGGGCGCCGUCGCUCGUCCUGCUGCUUCCGCCGCAUCCACCCUGGUGAGCACAUCCUCCGCCACCACCCCCUGCUCCGAUCCCCAUCCAUCGCGCAAGCGAGCGGAGCGGAGCGAGCGAGCAGGGUCGCCGUCGCUCGUCCUGCUGCUUCCGCCGCAUCCCUACCAAGUAAGAGAGUAAUGGACAGACCCUCUUUUGGUGUUCACAGGGCGGAGUCUUCCCAUCAGCAUAUGAUGGCAGGACCCGCUACUUUAGAUCCUCAGCGGGCUGAAGCGGCAAACAAGCAUGUGAGAGCACUCAAUAGCCAGUUUGCUAGCUGGGUACAAUCACAGUUGCAAAAUCAUCCAGCCGAACUUUGGGAGGAUGGCAUGAGGGACUACAUAUCCCAUGCUUCUGAAAUAAUGGAAAAAUUCAAGGAUGUUGUCAAUUGGAUUAGGCAAAAUAAAACAGGUUCAGCAGUGGUGUUGUCCCCAGGUCCACCCAAUGAUGAGAAGACUAUUUCGCCGGCAGCUGUAGACAGCAAGUUUACGGUUCAAUCAAGCCCAGAUAAUGGGCAGAAAGGUCCAGUUACAGCAGCUAGCUCCCCAGCAUUUCAGAAUUCAAGUUCACCGAACUUGUUUUCGUUCGCUUCUCAUCAAAAAACGCCAGCCUUUACUGGCAUUUUUGGUGACAAGAAAAACAUGCCUGGUGAUAGCAACAAACCGAGUUUCCAGUUUGGUGCAAAUAAUGGCUUUUCAACACCAAGCAUGCCAUCCAUUUUUUCUGCUUCGGGUGCCCAGAGUUUUAGCAUGCCAUCCCAGACACUGUUUUCAGUUAACCAACAGCCAGCUAUCUCAGGAAAUAAAAGUGCAGCUGAAGCUUCAGGUGAUGCAGAUGAAGAUGCUGAACCUGAACAACCUAGCAGCCCUUCUGUAAAGAAGGCAGAAGAGAAAGGAAUCGUUGUUGUUUAUGAAGCCAAAUGCAAGGUGUAUGUUAAGCAUGAUGAUCCUGCCAAUGGUUGGAAAGAUAUUGGUGUUGGCCAGCUCAACAUUAGGUGUAAAGAGGGUGCCGAGAAAGCUUCCAAAGAGUCCACUCCAACUAUUGUUAUUAGAAACGAUGUGGGCAAAAUUCUUCUGAAUGCUCUGAUCUAUAAGGGGAUAAAGAUGAAUGUUAAAAAGAGCACGGUUGCUUCGAUAUUCCAUACCUCAGAUGGACAGCCAAGUGAAUCUGGCAGUGCUACAGUUGUAGCUCGAACAUACUUGAUCAGGGUGAAAAAUGAUGAGGCGGCUGCAAAGUUGUCAGCAGCAAUUAUGGAGAAUGCGCCAUUGGAAUGAUUCUUCUAUGGGUUAAAGCACUUUAAACCGUGAGUAAUGCAGUGCUUGGGGACACUUGUAGCCAACUUAAACUGCGGCGAGCCAAAAGAUGCCUUGCACAGUUUUUUGCCCUCCCAAUUGCAGAGCAAAGUGCACGGAGAAAAAAAAAUCCGUGUUGCUCUUGCUCGUGAGCUGGCCAGCCAUGUACUAUUAUUUAUCGGCCAUGUAGUAAGGUCACCUUUAGUUAUGGCACAAAUCAGAUGGUUGAACACCUGCGGGCUGCUAGCCUUGCUAGUCUUCAGACUUUGUGCAAUCGAUGUACUACUAUGUGCAAACACAUUCUCCUGUGUAAAACAUCGCCGUAUGCCGUUAAAUUUUUGUAACAUUUGUUAAAUUCAUUUCUAUCUUUUGACUCUUCCUACAGGAGAUGUAGGAUGUUUCACGAAUAUGAAAUUUGAAAUUGCGUUC
Messenger RNA from Oryza sativa Japonica Group (Japanese rice), 1831 nucleotides. The record is from RefSeq and is a predicted model, not a curated record. NCBI's taxonomy places the organism in Eukaryota, Viridiplantae, Streptophyta, Magnoliopsida, Poales, Poaceae.